UAAACAGUGAAGAAUCAUCAAUAGUACACUGCAGGUGGUUCCAGUCAUCAAAACUAAAAUCACGAUGCGUUCUCUGACUUUUCUCCUCGUCAGUUGUUUGGCUGCUGCCCUAACAGUCACCGCCGAAAACAGAAUCGUCUGCUACUUCGGUAGUUGGGCGAAUUGGCGACCGGGAAAUGGCAAAUUCGUCACAGCGGACAUAGACGCCUCCCUCUGCACGCACUUCAUCUGGACCUUCGUUACUCUCCAAGGAAAUCAGGUGGUGUCAUCGAAUGGUGAUGGAGUCAACGGACUCCAGGAGUUCACACAGCUGCGUGCGAAGAAUCCCACAGCCAAGCUUCUCAUCGCUAUCGGAGGGGCUGUAGACAGUCACGGAUCCAAAUACUCGAACAUGGUGUCCUCUGCGGAAUCCCGCAGACAGUUUAUAGACAGCGCUGUAGCCCUUCUGAAGCAGUACAAAUUCGACGGUUUCGACGUUGACUGGGAGUACCCGACUCGCAAUGGUGGAGUCCCUGCUGAUCGCAACAACUUUGUCCUGCUCCUGAAGGAGUUGAAGGAACGCUUCAAUAAGGAAGGUGGUCUUCUGCUGACAGCAGCUGUUGCCGCGGGGACGUGGACGGCAUCACAGGCCUACGACAUUCCGGCGAUAAGUCAGCAUCUGGACUUCAUCAAUCUGAUGACUUAUGACUUCCAUGGCUCAUGGGAACCUAAGACCGGUCAUCAUGCCGGUCUUCGCGGAGACCUGUCAGUCGAAUCAUGUGUCAAGUACUGGCUGGAUCAAGGCUGUCCCAAGGAGAAGCUAGUCGUUGGUGUUCCAACUUACGGAAAAACCUGGACCCUGGCGGAUCCGAAUAACAAUGCUCCUGGCGCUCCAGCACCUUCCGCUGGUCAACCCGGACCUUACGUGCGAGAAUCAGGAUCGUUCGGUUACAACGAACUUUGCGAACAGAUUCGGGAAGGUCAGUGGACAGUUCGUUUCGACGAGAAGGCACAAGCUCCAUAUGCCUUCAAGGGGAACCAGUGGGUCAGCUAUGAUAAUGUCAAAUCCGUGACGGAAAAAGCCAACUACAUCAAGCAAUUGAGACUCGGGGGCGCCAUGAUCUGGAGUCUAGAGACUGACGACAAGAACGGUGCUUGCGGCGAGAAGUUCCCGAUCCUCAAGGCUCUCAAUGCAGUUCUUCGUGGUGGGCAGCCGGUCAAAGAGGAGACCCCGGCCCCCGCGGCAAUGACUAGGGCUUCUACUUAAGCACCAGCUAGAAACCCGAAUGCGGGCUCUGGGCAGGCAGUGCUCACCAGGACCGUCCUUGAAGCUGAUCCAAAUCUUCAAGUCAUCAAUGUGAAGUUAUAUGUCAUAUGAUUCUCCGAUAGGAGUUUUUUUCGGUAUUAGGAGAAUGGAUAUGUUGAUGAGUUUAUGCAAAGAUCAAUGUAUGUAUUUAGUUUGGGGAAAUAAACAAAUGAAAAAUGUGAAA
Molecule: messenger RNA, 1469 nt
Organism: Diachasma alloeum
Lineage: Eukaryota; Metazoa; Arthropoda; Insecta; Hymenoptera; Braconidae
Product: acidic mammalian chitinase
Exons: 5
Coding region: 65-1246 (393 amino acids)
Biological process (GO): chitin catabolic process; carbohydrate metabolic process
Cellular component (GO): extracellular region
Molecular function (GO): chitin binding; chitinase activity
Source: RefSeq, a predicted model, not a curated record